UUCAUAGCUUCCUUUUUCUCUUUCUUUCCCUUGAACUCAUCCACUUGAAAACUUUUUUUUUUUUUGUCAAAUCUUCUUCUCAUUAUUUUCCUUAAUUCUCUUCGACAUUUCCCUUUUGAUCCAAAUUCCAUUUCUUCUCUUCAAAGAAAACCCAAUUUUCUCACUAUUUCCAUCAAAUUUUAACCAUUCCAAAGAAUCAUCUUUUUUUUUUUCAUUUAUUUUGCUCAACUUGUUCUUUCUUUAGCUUGUUUUUUCAUCUUUUUCUUCUUCACUUUAUUGCCAUGUUUUUAGUAUAUAUAUAAGUUCUAAAGUUCCAAGCUUUGCUUGUUAUAACCUUCUUCAAACAAUUUCAGCUUUGUUUUUAUUAUUGUUAUAUAAAUAAAUCAAAAAAGAAAAAAAAAAACCCAGAUUUUCUUGCCUUGGUUCUUUUUCAAAAUUCACUUGAUUCUUUAAAAGAUUAGUCUUUUUAGAUUCUUUAGCAAAAAAGAAGAAAAAAAAAAGUUUGAUUCUUGAUUCCCAAGUAAAAUAAUUCUGAUUUUUAAUGCUCUUUUUAAGCAUCUAAAUAUUACUUCUUUCAUCUCCAACAUGAUCACUGUUUUCCCAACUUAAAAUUUUCUUCUUUCUUUUCUUUUUGGUAUGAAUUUUUCAAGUAUGGAAGCUUUAUUUUCAACAUCUUUUAUGUCAAAUAUGGAUUGGUUUCAUCAAGAGAACCAAAAUACAUAUUGGACUAAAGAAGAAAACAAAAGGUUUGAACAUGCUUUAGCUAUAUAUGGUGACGAUGUACCUGAUAGAUGGAUAAAAGUUGCAGAGAUGAUACCUGGUAAAACUGUUUUAGAUGUUAUUAAACAAUACAGGGAAUUAGAAGAAGAUGUUUCCGAUAUCGAAGCCGGUCGAAUUCCGAUCCCCGGUUAUCCCACCUCAUCUUUUACAUUAGAAUUGGUCGAUAACCAUGAUUUUGAUGGUUAUAGGAAAAGACCUAAUGGUGCUAAGGGCCAUGAUCAUGAAAGGAAAAAAGGUGUCCCAUGGACUGAAGAUGAACACAGGAGGUUUCUAAUGGGACUUGUAAAGUAUGGUAAAGGGGAUUGGAGAAAUAUUUCAAGGAACUUUGUGGUUUCAAAGACACCUACACAAGUUGCUAGCCAUGCCCAAAAAUAUUACCAAAGGCAACUUUCAGGGGGAAAAGAUAAGAGGAGACCGAGCAUCCACGAUAUUACAGUUCUCAAUCUCACUAGCACCACUACGUUUUCGGACCAUCGUAAGGCUCUGUCUGUAAACCAGUCUAAUGUCCUUGCAUUGCAGCAUAAGAUAGCCAGUAUGUCAAAAGCUGUAAGCCUUAAUGGGUCAGUUACUGUUUUCGAUUCGGGGAAUGGAAACAGGUUUACAUCGUCGCAGUACCAGGCUGCUCAAAAUCUGUAUGGUAAUGCUUAUCAUGGAGCUCAUAUCAAACACCAAAGUUCAGUAUUCUAAAACCCUUCACAACAGGAUAUGUAAGGCUGUUGUUGUUCUCUGUUGUACUCGAAAGUCGUCUCGGUUUUUCGAAUCUAAUAAUGUUUGGGGUUCUUUCAUGAUGUUAAAAAAUGGUCUUAUUGUUAUACAAGGAUGAAAACAAAUCAUGUACUGUAAAUUCGAAAAUAAAUACGCUAUUCCGGUUCGCCAAAAAA
This is a messenger RNA of Gossypium arboreum, 1661 nucleotides long. RefSeq names its product transcription factor DIVARICATA-like. Bases 637 to 1467 code for a protein of 276 amino acids. NCBI's taxonomy places the organism in Eukaryota, Viridiplantae, Streptophyta, Magnoliopsida, Malvales, Malvaceae. The transcript is spliced from 2 exons. The record is from RefSeq and is a predicted model, not a curated record. Gene Ontology annotation, molecular function: DNA binding.